Messenger RNA from Musa acuminata AAA Group (dessert banana), 2046 nucleotides. RefSeq lists its product as uncharacterized. Gene Ontology annotation, biological process: SCF-dependent proteasomal ubiquitin-dependent protein catabolic process. Gene Ontology annotation, cellular component: SCF ubiquitin ligase complex. The transcript has a single exon. Bases 134 to 1654 code for a protein of 506 amino acids. NCBI's taxonomy places the organism in Eukaryota, Viridiplantae, Streptophyta, Magnoliopsida, Zingiberales, Musaceae. Gene Ontology annotation, molecular function: protein binding. The record is from RefSeq and is a predicted model, not a curated record.
GUCCGCGUCGCCAUCCACACCGACCGCCUCCCCAACCUCCCCGUUCUUCCUCUUCCUUCUCCUUUCUUCGUCAUCGGUUGCUGUCAAGAAAAGAGAGAGAGAGAGAGAGACGAGAGAGACGAGAGAGAGAGAGAUGGAUGUGGUGUUAUGCGACGAGCUGGUUCAGGAGAUCCUGCAGCGGCUGCCUGCCUCCUCCGCCCCGUCCGUUUCCCUCGUCUCCAAGCGCUGGCUCUCGCUCCUCCGCUCCUCCACCACAUCCCUCUCUCUCCGCAUCCCCCCAAAUAUAGUUACUGCCACUGAUGCUACUGCUGGUACUGGUAAUUCACCAUCGCUUUCCUCCAUCCUUGCCUACUACCCUUUCCUCACCAACCUCACCGUCAUCUCCGCUCGCGAAGACGCCGACGCCCUCCUCCUCUCCAUCGCCGCCGCCGCAUGCUCCCCCCGCCUCGCCAUCCUCCGCUUCCUCCCGGCCUCCCCCCUCUCCCCCUCCGCCCUCCACUCCUCAGCCGCCGCCUUCGCCAGCCUCACCUCCCUCCGGAUCGCCUCUCUCCUCCCCCUAUCCUUCUGCUGGCUCUCCUCCCUUCCCUCUCUCCGAUCGUUCUCCCUCGUCCGCUCACGCCCCAAACGCCUCCCCGGCUGUCGGCGAGAACCGCCAUGGCAAGAAGCGGAAGAGCCGCCGCCGCCGCCGGCUGAAGAGGACGAGGACGACGAUGUCGAUCAGUCGACGCCCGUGACGCUGCCGCUUGAGAGCCUGUCCUUGUCCGGCAUCUGCGCCGCCGACCGCGGUCUCUCCUGGCUGUGGCGCCGGUGCGCGGGACUCCGGUGGCUGCAGCUGCGCGCCUGCGAGGGGACCGGCGACGGCCCCUCAUCCCCAGCCUUCCCCCUCUGCCUCCCCGGCCUCCUCGGCCUCGAGCUCCGCACCUGCCGCGCGAUCGCCGACCGCGUCCUCCUCCAUGCCGCCGAACGCUGCCGUGCCCUCACCUCUUUCCUCCUCUACGACGGCGGCAGCCGCGAUGCCCUCCGCCACUUCAUCCAUCGUCGCGGUGCCGCACUUCGUACCCUCGACCUCCGCCUCCCGCUCGACCUUCAUAACGACCACCUCUUCGCCAUCGCUGCCGACGACCACCGUGGCGGUACCGGCGCGCCCAGCGGGUCCGGCCACCAGCUCGCCGCCCUACGCCUGCACAGCUGCUGCCUUGUCACGGGAGACGGGCUCCGCUCCCUCGCAUCGUCCCCGGCUGGUGCGGCGAUUGAGGAGCUCGCCCUGGUGAAUUGUGAUGUCGUGGAGCGGGAACCCGGGCUGCUCACCUUCCUCAGUCAGAGCAUGCAGCGGCUGCGGAGGCUGGACUUGUCCCACACUGAGACGCUGACCGAUAAGGAGGUGGGAUCGAUGCUUGCGUCUUGCAGGAAUCUGGUGGAGAUCAGAUUAAGAGGGUGCGGAGCACUGACGGGUGCUUCUUUGAUUUCCUUGCUUAAGCACUGCGGCCAGCAGUUGGAGGUGGUUGAUAUUACUCGGUGUCCGGGAAUCGUCAGUGAUGCUAUUGAACUACUCGUCAUGAAUGCUUGCCGAUUGAGUCAACUGAUGGUGGAGGAGAGCAAAGUCACUGAAGCUGCUAUGAUUUGGCUGUCUCGAAAAGCAAUUAAGAUAGGUUGAUCAUGUAGUUCAUAUAUCAACCGCAAAGAAGGUACAUCAACUGAGUCCCAACCAAAAGCACCUUAAUUUAUCUUUCCUGCAGUUUAAUAAGUUAUUAGGUCUCUCAGUUGUCCAUAGUGUAAAUACAAAUUCUCGGCUCCUCACAAAAAACUUGGUCGAAUAUGAUGCAUUUUCCACUGUCACAACUGUAUCUAAGAGUGUCAAAAAUGUACUAGUAUUUGUAUCUGUGUCAUUAUUUCUAGUGAUCAUCCUGGGAAUCCAGUCACUCUCUCCAUGCCUAGGCGUUUAUGAUUAUGGCUUGGAAGAGAGCAUUGUAUGUUGUUUAUGUCUAUGAUAUAGCAAUUAAGAUAUGUCAUACAUUCUCAAAUCAUGAGUUGUUGGCCAUUUGCAAA